Molecule: messenger RNA, 1434 nt
Organism: Gossypium arboreum
Lineage: Eukaryota; Viridiplantae; Streptophyta; Magnoliopsida; Malvales; Malvaceae
Exons: 3
Coding region: 425-937 (170 amino acids)
Source: RefSeq, a predicted model, not a curated record
CCAUCUCACUUGAAUCAACUAAAUUCCCCCAGUCAUACCAACAUCUCUUGAAAUCCCUUCCCUGACCCUGCUUAGUUAUUUCAUUUUUUUUUAAAAUAAUAUUGAUGAUAAUCCGCUGUUAAAAGUAUAAUAAUAUUCCCUUGUAUUCGUAAUGUACUCUCCUUCUGUUUAAAACAAAACUGAUUCUUGGAAGUGAAUUGAAGGGAUAAAACAAUUUUUAAAAAAUAUAUAUAUUAAUAAUAGUAAUAAAAAUCUGUGGGUUUGCAAUUUCAUCACCCCUUUUAUCUGAUUGUCGUGCAGAAUAUCUGAAAAUCUGGGUGUCUUUUCUUUUUUCGUUGGAAAGCUUUUAAGAAAGCGCUGAUUCAGAUUAGCUCUUUUUCUGCCAAGUGAUUGGAACCGCACCCUGCUUUGGUUAAUUAUACAUAUGGCUUUGGCCUUCACUUAUCUUUCAUGGUGGUUAUGGAGUGGGAAAUAUCAAGAGCCUAGAACUCCUAAUGGAUCAUCUUUAAGUUCUUCACCUGAUACAGGUUUAUGGGAAUCGGAUCAUCUGAAGUUUCCUCGGAUUAAGAGGGCUAAUAUGGCUUCUUCGUCGAGAAGAGUUAAGAGGAAAUGGCAUAGCCGGGAGGAAAGAAAGAUCGAUAGGGAAUAUGAUGUAGUUCUAGUGCCAUCUGAUGGAGAGUGUGUUUCAGGGUCGGAGUCUGAUGGUUCUGAUUACUCCAUUGGAUGGUUGGAGCCUCAUGGACCUGGCUUCCAUAGUGAUGAUGAUUCGGAUAACAGUUUCGCGGUGUUGGUUCCGUGUUACGAGCAAAGUGAGGAUAAAAUGGUGGUGGAUUCAAAAAAUAAGAUUCUGGGUGCCAUUGUCAACAUUCCUGACAAUUAUUCUGCUGAAAGCAAAAAAUACGUGGAACAGUGGCUUUCUUCUUUGCAGGCUAAUUGAUAUCAUGCACUGUUGAAGAUUGCAUAUGAAACCGUAUUCUGUUGCCGAUCUGCUGGAAGAACAUGGUCUAGUGUUCUAACAUUGAUAUAAAUAUUGUAUAAAGAUAUUGUAGAUGGUGUUAAAAUUUUAAAAAGAUGGCUUGCUUCAUUGAUUUAUUGUCUCUAGUAGAAGAGAAUCUGAGCUGGUAUCAACCGAUGAGCAGCGGAAACAGCAGUGAAGAGGCCUAAAUAGUGUGAAUAUUGGACUGGAUAUGUCCUUUUCUUUCGAGACCCGAGCCGACAGUAUGUCUUCCUUGUGUGCUGUUCAGAUGAAGUAGAUCAAUGUUCAUGUGUGUGUUAGAUUUGGCUAGAAGAUAAAUGGAGAAAGUUGUGUGUAUUCAAUUCUUUGCUGUAAAUAUCAAUCAAUGUACAUACUAAAAACUGAAUCAGAUUAAUCUUUUCAUUGUAUUAGUGUAAAUAAUAUAUGAAUAAUUGCAGGUAUUGUGUAAAUGACAAAAA